Hibiscus syriacus is the source of this 2371-nucleotide messenger RNA. RefSeq names its product potassium transporter 4-like. Gene Ontology annotation, cellular component: membrane. The record is from RefSeq and is a predicted model, not a curated record. Gene Ontology annotation, biological process: potassium ion transmembrane transport; cell tip growth. The transcript is spliced from 9 exons. Gene Ontology annotation, molecular function: potassium ion transmembrane transporter activity. Bases 1 to 2352 code for a protein of 783 amino acids. NCBI's taxonomy places the organism in Eukaryota, Viridiplantae, Streptophyta, Magnoliopsida, Malvales, Malvaceae.
AUGGAUCCAGAUUCUGACUCGGCUCCUCCGAAACAUCUUUUUGCGUAUACUUGCUUGACACUGUCACUUUUGCAGCUUUCGUGGGUCAAUCUCUCCAGAAACCUAAUAUUAGCAUACCAGAGCUUGGGGGUGGUGUAUGGAGACUUUAGCACGUCACCUCUUUACGUGUACUCGAGCACUUUCAUUGGGAAGUUGCAGAAUCAUCAGAAUGAAGACGCUAUACUUGGAGCAUUAUCCUUGAUCUUUUGGACCCUUACAUUGAUACCCCUUUGUAAAUAUGUGUUCAUCUUGCUGUAUGUUGAUGAUAAUGGUGAAGGUGGCACUUUUGCUCUUUACUCUCUGCUUUGUAGGCACGCAAAGUUUAGCUUGCUACCCAAUCAACAUGCAGCCGAUGAAGAGAUCUCGGCCUAUAAAUACGGGCCCUCGACGCAGUCGAAUGCCUCCUUCUUAAAGCGGUUUCUAGAGAAGAAUAAAACGGCGAGGAUGGGACUUCUUAUCGUGGUACUCUUUGCUGCUUCUAUGGUCAUUGGUGAUGGUGUGCUCACUGCAGCAAUGUCAGUUCUAUCAUCGAUGCCGGGGCUACUAAACUCCGGACAGAAACUAUCUAAAGGAGUACUCCUCUUUCUUGAUUGUGCCAUAUUGGUGAGCCUAUUCGCUCUGCAGCAUAUUGGCACGCACAGGGUAUCGUUUAUGUUUGCACCAAUUGUACUAUUGUGGCUGAUAUUAAUCUUUUGUGUUGGAUUGUACAACAUAAUACAUUGGAAUCCACAUAUUCUUAAAGCAAUUUCUCCGUUUUAUAUUAUCAAGUUCUUUAAAGAGACUGGUAAAGAUGGCUGUAUUUCCCUUGGAGGGAUCCUUCUAUCGAUAACCGGUACCGAAUAUAUGUAUGCAGACCUUGGUCAUUUCACUGCCAUAUCAAUUAGGAUUGCAUUUGUAUUUGCAAUAUACCCCUCUUUGGUUGUACAAUACAUGGGUCAGGCUGCGUUCUUGUCGAGACACCUCGAUGCGAUUCCCAACUGUUUCUUCAGAUCUGUUCCGGAUUCCGUUUAUUGGCCUAUCUAUGUAGUUUCCACCCUUGCAGCUGUUGUUGGAAGCCAGUCUAUCAUAACUGCCACUUUCUCUGUAAUCAAACAAUGCCAUGCCCUCGGCUGCUUUCCUCGAGUCAAAAUCGUUCACACCUCGAAGCACAUAUAUGGCCAGAUCUACAUCCCGGAAAUCAACUGGAUACUCUUGGUCCUUGCUCUUUUGAUCACUAUUGGAUUUCACGAUACAACUUCAAUCGGAAAUGCUUAUGGACUCACAACCGUUACGUUGAUGUUCAUCACAACAUUUCUUAUGUCGCUUGUGAUAGCCUUUGUUUGGCAUAAAAGCAUUUGGCUUGCUGGAAUGUUCUUUCUGUUCUUCGGGUUUAUCGAAGGGGUCUACUUGUCGGCUGCGCUGAUGAAAGUGCAACAAGGAGGAUGGGUGCCCCUGGUGCUGUCGUUCAUCUUCAUGAUGGUCAUGUACAUUUGGCAUUACGGGACGGGCAAGAAGUAUGACUUCGACAUGCACAACAAAGUAUCGUUGAAAUGGUUGCUCGGCUUAGGUCCUAGCCUCGGCAUUGCCCGUGUGCCCGGUGUAGGCCUCAUAUACUCCGAAUUGGUAACAGGAGUCCCUGCAAUCUUCUCCCAUUUCGUCACAAACCUACCUGCAUUCCAUAAGGUGUUGGUUUUUGUUUGUGUCAAAUCAGUUCCAGUCCCAUUUGUACCAUCACACGAACGCUUCAUCAUCGGCCGGGUUUGCCCGAGGCCAUAUCGAAUGUAUCGGUGUAUCCUUAGGUACGGGUACAAAGAUAUCCAACGAGACAACGGUGAUUUUGAGAACCAGCUCAUACAAAGAAUAGCAGAGUUCAUCAAGCUGGAAGCUGAAGACCCGCACUACCAUGAUGGGAGGAUGGUUGUUACGAGUUCCACCAGCAUCCGGAGUAUAAUCAUCACCGAGGAAGACGAUAUCAUUGAUAGUAGCACCAUCCAAAGCAGUGAAUCCUCAAUCCUACAUAGCUUGGAGUCCGUGUAUGACGAAGAGAAUCUUCCGUUUAGGCAGCGACAAUUGAGAUUUCAAGUACCGGCAAAGCAGAAAAUGGACCCUGCUGUCCGAGAAGAGCUGAUGGACUUGAUCGAGGCACAGGAAGCAGGGUUUGCAUAUAUAAUGGGGCACUCCUGUGUAAAGGCCAGGCGAAGUUCAUCGGUUUUAAAAAAGUUCGUGAUCGAUGUUGCGUAUGCGUUCCUCCGGACGAACUGCAGGGGGCCUGCGGUAGAACUGAACAUUCCUCACAUCAGUCUCGUUGAAGUUGGAAUGAUAUAUUAUGUGUAGUCCGCUAGUUAAUCAGUCA